Molecule: messenger RNA, 2091 nt
Organism: Leptidea sinapis
Lineage: Eukaryota; Metazoa; Arthropoda; Insecta; Lepidoptera; Pieridae
Product: TWiK family of potassium channels protein 9
Exons: 9
Coding region: 307-1503 (398 amino acids)
Biological process (GO): stabilization of membrane potential; potassium ion transmembrane transport
Cellular component (GO): membrane
Molecular function (GO): potassium ion leak channel activity
Source: RefSeq, a predicted model, not a curated record
UGACUCGACGGGAAACACUUGUUCCCGGUUUUUCUCACGAGAGCAUCGGGACUAAGGGAUUGUAUUACUGUCUGUGUUUGUUUUGUGUUGUAUCUUUUAGACAAAAGCACAAAUUUAUAAAACGAGUGAUAUUUAUAUUAAAAAAAAUAGUAGGGAGAAUUUCUAAAUUAUCUCCUUUUCAGGGGGACGAGAACUGAAAAGGUCUUGUAACGUCGGGUUAACUAAUUAAUAAUAGAAAGGUCAGCAAAAAUAAUGAACAGAUAGCUAUGGUAGAUAAUUGUACAAAGGUAGAGAUUACUUGAUAUAAUGUGUAAGGGAGUGAAUGUCAGUUGGGAGACGGAGACCUUGAUGGGCACGCCUCCAGCGCCUUCAACAUGGGAACGGAUCAUUCCCAGAGCAGCUAUAUCCCACAUUGGUCUGUUUGUAGCCCUCAUGCUGUACACAGGAGGUGGAGGUUUGGUAUUUAGAGCGUUGGAGUAUCCAGCAGAGAUAGCAAAACAGGAAUAUCUUCGGGAUCGAUUGCUCGCGGAGCGGUGGAAUCUAAUACGUGUGGUGUCUGAUUACACGUUUAAUGGCACUGAAGAGAUGACUGUAGAAAAAAUACUAAGCGAACAAUUGGCUGUUUAUGAAAAGGUUUUAGAAGAAGCAUCUGGGAGUGGGUUAGCGUUUGAGGUGGACAGAAACUUCCCUGCUUUAGAAGAAAAAUGGAGUAUAUUGCAAGCGGUAUUCUUUGCAUCCACCGUUCUCACCACAAUAGGUUAUGGAAAUAUUGUUCCAGAGACAUUUUGGGGUCGACUAUUUUGUAUUGCGUAUGCGUUGAUUGGAAUUCCAUUGACACUAACAGUGAUCGCUGAUUUAGGAAGAGCGUUCGCAACUGUAGUGUCCAUGAUAGCGAAACAAUUGCCUGAAAUGCCGAAGAUCUGUAACCGGGUUUCCAAGGCUAAUCCAGCUGGACAACGUUCGUUGUAUGCGUUUUGGGCCGUGUGUUUCCUUUUCGUGUACUUAUCGGCUGGUGCUGGAUUAUUUAAGAUGUGGGAAGACGAUUGGAGUUUCUACGAUGGAUUUUACUUUUGUUUUAUCACCAUGACUACUAUUGGUUUUGGUGAUCUAGUUCCAAAAAGGCCGAAGUACAUGUUAUUAUGUACGUUCUACAUACUAAUCGGUCUGGCCCUCACGUCGACUAUAAUCGAGCUAGUUCGACGUCAGUACGCGCGCUCGUGGCAACAAUUGCGGGCUCUCUCCGGUCCCUUGGCAGACACAUUGCGAAGACUUGGCGACGCCGGGAGAGGGGUCGACGUGUCUGCGCUCCAUAACGAUCUUCGGAAGGUCCUAACUGUCGUAACGAUGCCUCGGUUCAGUGGAGGCCGUGAUGCUUUGAACGAAAAACGUCAGCUGGAAUGGGAGGCAGCUCUCGAAGCUGUCAUCAAGAACAUGACAAGUCCACUCCCAGCUCAACAGAAACCACCAAUCGUUCAAAUUGUUAUAUACGAGUCUUCCGUUUAGGCUGAUUGCUUCGAUAUUUUUAAGCUGCGCUCGCAAAUUCUAUCCUUAAAAUUUCCCUGCAAUGCUGAUUUAGAAACAAGUGCUAGUAGAAUAUGAUUACGUAGUUACUGUAAUAUUUAUACUUUGGUAUCUUUAUUACAGCAUUCAGUGAUUUAGUAUUGCGUAGAUCUUUUCUUCCCACGACCUACUUUUCCAGUUAUAGAAUUUUAGUGUUGAAAUGGUCUAUCGUCGUCUCUUGCCUGUAAUAUUUAUACAUCGAAAUCUUUGAUGCUUCCAAAGAUCUAGUCUUGGAAAGACCUUUUCUUCCAUUGUACCCGAUUCUGUUAUCCAGUACCGAUCUCCGUGUUGUCAGAAUAUUUUACCAGAGUUAAAAUAGUCUGCCGCACUCUCUAAUAUUUCAUUUGACUCUUCUUGUCUCGCAGUGUGCUCCGCCAGCUUCGAUUUAUCGUAUGUAUUCUCUUUAUAAUCUUUAGAUUCGAUAAAAUUCAAUACGUAUUGAUAUAAUCAUUUUGCCUCGUCGAGUUAGUUAAACAAAUGCAAUAUAAAUUGUUGUACUUUAAAUUGUAAUUAAAUGAAUAUUUUUGUAAA